GCCUUCUGCCUCUUGUCCCGCUUCUUGUCGGAGCGCCGUCGCCGCGGGGAGUCAUUGGUACUAGUUCUUUGCACUGCUUCCAACGCUCACCGCGCUCUUUCGGACUGUUUGAGGUUGCCGGCCGGGGUGGCCGACCCUAUAAGUCAGCCCGCCGACUUCUGUGUUGCCUAGACACGAUGGCCACGUAUUCUACGCUUGCUUUACCCUGUCCCCGCACCGACUUGGCUCCUCCCGAUGACUUCUCCGCCUUGUGCGAGCGCUAUGCGGCGUUGCGGCUGGAGGCGCUGACAACGUCGCCCACCGCGUUUGGCUCGAGCUAUGCCAUUGAGAGCGCGUUCACGCCGGAACAUUGGGCAGCGAAGGUCUGGCGGGAGGAUGCGGUCGUGCUUGUGUGUGUUGCUCAUGCGAUUGGUGAAGACCCGCGAAAGUCUGGCACCUGGGUUGCAAGCGCGAUUUUGCGCGGUCCGAUGCCGCUGGAAGAAUAUACUCUCCCGCCCGAAAGCAACGCGCCACAGCCUGGUAGCGACACAGAGGAGACCCACUGGCAAAUGACUGCCGUGUUUGCCUCAGCGGCUCACCGUGGUCGCGGGCUGGGCAAGCUCCUCAUUCAAGCAGCAAAGGACUACGCUUUGAAUCACACCCGGACAACGACUUGCACGCGUGUCAGACUGCGUGCAAUCGUCCACCCAGACAACAUCGCUGUCCUGGGUCUUUAUACGCGGUUUGGGUUUGCAGAUGUCGCGCGGACGACGGGAAAGGAGGCGUAUAGAACAAAUGGCGACGUGAAAGAGUGGGAGCACAAGUUGGAGACUCUGACGGACGAUUUGAAGGUGCGCUGGCAGACUGCGUUGCAUGCCGUUGUUUUAGAAUGGGAGGGCAGCAUUAUAUAG
Molecule: messenger RNA, 890 nt
Organism: Mycena indigotica
Lineage: Eukaryota; Fungi; Basidiomycota; Agaricomycetes; Agaricales; Mycenaceae
Product: N-acetyltransferase domain-containing protein
Exons: 1
Coding region: 177-890 (237 amino acids)
Molecular function (GO): acyltransferase activity, transferring groups other than amino-acyl groups
Source: RefSeq, a predicted model, not a curated record